Angiostrongylus costaricensis is the source of this 474-nucleotide messenger RNA. The record is from the annotation of a GenBank genome assembly. NCBI's taxonomy places the organism in Eukaryota, Metazoa, Nematoda, Chromadorea, Rhabditida, Metastrongylidae.
AUGGGCAACACGUCACCACAUCGUUCCGAUAAAGCUAUUAACGGUGAAGAUGCGUCCAGUAGCUCUUCAUCUCCACCACCUACUGUACCUACAAAUUCGAAUGAGUUAUCCGAACGGGGAUCAGAGCUCGUGACUAACGGGAUGGAACUGUACGCCAUGCUCCAGAGCGGUUUGCGGCAGUCGUUGAGAUCCACUUCGUUAGCGUCAGUACGCGUGGAGGGAGAAGGAUGGGCAUCAUCACCUAGUCAGCGAGCUGAAAAACAGGUGGAUUAUUUGGAGCGAAGACGUAAGAACAACGACUCCGCGCGAAGAUCGCGAGAGGUACGCCGACAAAGAGAAGCGCUGAACCGACGCCAGGUCGAGAUGCUGGAGCGAGAGAACAUGCAGUUACGAGCUCAGAUCGCUCUUUUGCGACUGGAAGUCGGCCAGCUCUCCUUCGUGCUCCUCGCCGAAGGAGUGAAACUUCUCUCUUGA